AUGCCCAGCCGCAAGACUCUAUCCCGGUGUUUCGAGAUUGCUCAAAAGAGAUUCAAAGAUGAGAUCGCAAAACCUCUGCUCACAAAAGAUCCAAAACACCGAGAAGCAAUCGAACGAUUUUUAUUCGGCAUGGAAAUCGCCGCUCUGGAGAAAACCUGCAAGGAUCUGAGAAAUAAAGCAGAAGAUAAAGCUAAUAACAACGCUGCUAAACUUUGGACGACACUAGACCAAUUGAAAGGAGCAGCUGAUGUUUUCAUGGAGUUCGCCCCAGAAAGUAUUUCAAUAGUGUGGUUUGGGAUAAGUUCCUUGAUAACGGUCGGUAGUGCAAGGGUUCAAACUAAACUCCUUAUUUGUGGGACUUGCGAUAGCAUCGCCAAUAUUAUUGGUGAUUGUGUGCGAUGGGAAGCUCGUAUGCAUUUGUCCCAGAACAGCGAAGCAUUGCCACAAUUUGAUGUCUGGGAAUCAGAAAUGCCGAAUCUUAUAUUCAGCGUUCUGGAUUUUCUUUGGGGCGCUCGCCCUCAUCUUGACGACAGUAGAAUCAAAAGAAUCGGAAGCUCUAUAAAGGACCUUUUUACAAAGGAAUUACAGCAAAAAGUGGAUUCCCUCUUGGAACAAUAUGCCGACAUUGUCAAGCUGGCGCACGCCCAUUUUGAGGAGUCCGUAUUCCAAGAAAGCCUUAAAACCGGCUUGAAACUUGACCAAAUACUCAGUGAUAUGCGAAAAUAUGUGUCAAUCAGUGCGGAUAUUAUAGACGCUAUCCAGAGGGACUCUCUCGAAGUUGAACUUAACCGUCAACAAUCCAAAUUAACUCACCCGGUGUCGUAUAAAGAUCAUUUUAAUGCUCUAAAUGACAGGAUAGAUAGAAUAAUCAGGAACCGUGGCGGGCGCCUAAUUGCAGGUUGGUUAUUCGGGGAGGAUGCCUACACUAAUUGGAAAUCCAAAGUUGAAACGCACUUUCUGUGCCUUAAGGGACCUCGUGGGCACGGUAAAUCCGCUGCUAUGAUGAGUGCUCACAGGGAAAUCAUUAGCACAACCGAUAGCACCCUGCCGCCAGUCAUAUGUCAUUUCUUUUUUAAGAAAGGGGACCAAGACAUGCAAAAUGCCCGGACUUGUGUGGAAUCAGUUCUUUACCAACUUCUCAGCAGUAACGAGUUGCAUAGCAGUAUCCCAGCCCUUAUUUCCGCAGUCGAAGCGCUUAAUCCUAGUUUUGGAACUCCAGGGCUAGGAGGAGGAGGGACUGCUGCCAGCUUUAUGACCAACAUCACCUCGAUUUGCGCAGCCAUCAGAAAGGUCGGAGAAGCUAUCCCCAAUAGACUCUAUAUCAUGAUUGAUGCACUCGAUGAGUGUCAUGACAGACAAGAGUAUGAUCUUCUUCAAGAGCUGGAAGAACUGGUGAAAAAUCAAACAGAUGGAAUCAGGGUGAUUAUCUCGGCCAGAGAUAGCAUUGAUAUUGUUAACGAGCUUUUGGGGCCAAAGAACGGACGGAGCAGCACAGGGGAUGCAAUAGACUCCCUCCCAACUUAUAUAAAAGUGAUAGAAAUCACAUCAGAAAAGAACUCCCGCGACUUGGAAGACUACCUCAAACAUGACGUGAGCUUUUUGUUAAGACGAAGAAUUGACCCGCAGCUGAAAGACUACUUUGAUUUGGAGCUAUCCAGAAUCGUAAAAAUCAUAAAGGGAAAAGCGAAAGGUGAUUUUACAUUAGCUAGAAUGAUUAUUGCUAAUUUACAACAGCCGUCGAAGGAAUCUUUGGAAAAGAAAGUUCAAAGGCUGCCAGCAGCAAUUGGGGCGAUAUACAUGUCAAGUAUAGAAGCUCUUAGCCCCGACGAACAAGAAUUUAUCGUUUCAGCCCUCAAAUGGGUAGUCUGGAGUGUUUCAGGAAUAACGGUCAUCGAGAUAUCUGACCAUUACAGGGAGCUCUACCAGCGGAACACAGACACAGAUUUGAGUCAUUACGGCAAAACCGAACAAGUCGACCAAAACCCGAUAUUCUCUAAAAUCAGGCAACUUAUCAAGAAGAACCCAUACCAGGAUCCAGAGAUCAAAGACAUCAUUUAUCACUUAGAGAACGCUGGUCGGGACUUUUUCAAAUUCGAUCGUAACACAGGCAUAGUUGGCGUCGAUAUUUCGAUCCGGGAGUGGAUACAGGAAGAUACCAAAUUAUCGAAGGCAGUUUCGGCAACCCAAGAGGCCCGUGGCUUCAACCGAUACCGAGAAGGAGGGAACACUGUUUUCAAAUUCACACUUACUCUGCGGGCUUUAAAUAACGAAUCCUUCCAAAAUGAGCAUAUGCAUCGGCCGAAUUUUCUUGAAUAUGCACGUGAUAUCGCGGAAGGGGAAACCCAACUCGAUACUCAACUUGAGUACUUCAAGCAGCUACGAAACUGGCGAGGCCAUGAUGACUUCGAAAGUAUAAUGUUAUGGCUUGGGGGAGAGUCUUAUGGAGCUGAAGAUGAAACAUCUAAGCCAGCUGAAGGAACAGCCUACGAAAUACCGGAUACACAAUCGGAAAAUCUUGAGGGGAUGAACGACGACACUCCUAGGCCUAGAAGAUAUGAAAUUGAUCACUGGCAUGACCAUAUUCGGAGCUUACAAGCAUGGUGGAGUGAUGAGAGUAUCGAAGAUAGCUGGUGGUCCGAUUUACUGACCGAACUCCUGAUAUUUACUCGGCCAGAAAAUUGGUGCCGCUGGAGGGCAGCUGUGUCUGAGGAUUCUCCGCUAAACCUGAUCUUUGAACACCCAAUUCACACCGCUUGCAGAUUAGGGCUACACCUUCUGGUAGAUCUUUUGCUGAAUGAUUCUAGCAUAAAGACCAAGACUGAAGAAACCCAUCCCCGACAGGCUUCAACCGUAGAGGCUUUGAAGGCACUAAAGGUCUUAUCCUUCAGCCUUCGAGAUGAAGAUUUCUCGAUGGCGAGUCUGGCAUUUAUAGGUGCGAUGGAUAACGAACAGUUGGUUGAUUUUCUGAGCUUGGAAUUCGUUAUGGAUCGUUUGGUCUGGAAACAGAGAAUGUUCAAUCUCGAAAAAGUAAUUGCUGCUCUCGACCCAGAGCUCCGUGUAACUUGGCUGGCUUAUCAAAAAUGCAACAUACCGUCUAUAGCAGCUGAUAAAUUCGAAUUUUUACAAAGACUUGCUUCUCGAACUGGACGCUUGGGGCCAUGGCAUCCUGGGUUGGUGGAGGAUAUCAACCACUUUCUGGAAGGGCUCAGCUACGACAAAGUGCGCGCGGCGGAUAAGCUUCGACUUUUGAUUGCGACGAAACCGCGGUUGAAUCCUAACCUAGAGCGAUAUUGCGAUAUAAGCAGCCCCAGCUUUGCGACACCUUUGUUUAUGUCGGCUUUUUAUCCGGAGACAACUAGAUGCCUUAUCAAACACGGAGCGAAUGUCAACCCCCAAGUCCUGGAAUCUGACGCAUUUCAUAGAGCUAGAUAUUUCUUUGAUAGCGAACUGGACGAUGCAUACGAGGACGAUCUCACUAUUCCAAAUUCAGUUUGGUCGUUUAAGCCGACGAUGCCGCCUCUACUUGCGAUACUGCAAAGCCUCAGUGAACUAAAUGAUCCCUCAGAGGAAAUUCUACAAAGAUAUCUUGAAUCUGCCAAGAUCCUUAUCGCAGAAGGGGCCCGUCUCGAUGUUGAAGGUGAAGGAGGAUCGACAGUCCUCCAUCUUGCUGCACGAAUCCGAAACCUCAAACUUUUCAAACUACUCUGUGUUUCGUGGGAGUGGGAUGUCCACAAAGGAGACAAUUUUGGGUGGACCCCUUUGCACUACCUCUUCAAAGAUACACCGCCAAAUGAACCAAGCCGAAUCAAAGAAACUCUGGGAAUAUGCGAGGUAAUAUUGAAGAUGAAAGGCCAGGGGAGGCUCGUCGUUGAUCUUGUCGAUGCCGAAGACAACAAUAGUGAAACCCCUUUGGCCUUUGCAGUAAAAGCACGAUUUAAAGAAGCUGUUUAUGCAUUGAUAGAGCUAGGGGCGAAUGUCCACGAUGAAGACUGCGUUGGUGGAAACUGUUUCGACCAUUUAGCCUUUGAAAGCGAUGGAACCGACCCAGAAACUGAGGUCGCUAUUGCUAACACAUUAUUUGAGGCCGGCGUGGACUCUACAAAACGCACAAAGGGCCGAUAUCCUCUCACAUACGCAAUAAUCAAACGAAAGACCCAUCUUAUAGAAGUAUUCCUCCCGAAAUAUAGCGAGAAGGGGAAACAGUGCCCUGACAACAAUCCUCUUUUGGGUCGUGAUGGAUACUCCUGGGAAACAUGGGCUCACUUGCUGAUAGAGGGGGAUCACAACUGGGAUCGUGGCCUGACUGUACAAAGUGGCCACCCUGAUCCUGAGACCUCGAUGCGUUUGCUCAAGCAACUGAUGACACUUGUCUCGGAGCAUACAGAUGUCACAGAUUAUUUCGGAAGAACGGAUUGUAGGAAUUGGAAUGCCCUUCGUCGGGUCAUUCGCUUUUAUGAUUUCGAGUUUACGAAAUUUAUCACAGCGAUUAACCCAGAUAUUAAGCCUAGAGAUCCCAAUGGGCUUAACGUUUUGGACUACUGGUGCGAAAUGCUUUCUAAAGACUUUGCUAAAGACGAAAUAGAUGAAGAGGAGCUAGAAACGCUAGAAAGGGGGAAAGAGAUCCUGUAUCACCUUAUCGAGGUGAACAUGCAGGAGCCCCCUCCACUCUCAUUUUUGGAGACAUCCAUGUUCAAAUCAAAACGUCCUAUGAAGGUAGAAAAUAUGUUUGAUCUAAAGAGAAUCUUUGACAGAUUUCGCCAUCCAUACAGAGACGAACACGGAUGGACGAUAUACGACGUGCUCUUAUGCAACGGUAGAAGCGAUCUUAUUCAAUAUCUGCCAGCAGAAUCCUGCCCAUCAGAGCCUGGUGAAUUCUUGAAGCCUUCUAAACUAGGCCAUAACCGCACUCAAUCACUCACCUUAUCAGAAGAUGGCCUUGAAUUUUUCGCGUCAGCGAGUAUGGGUUGGUGGAACUACGAGCGCUUGCGCGCAACUGUGUUAUCCGAUAAUCCUGUGCCUCCGAUCGAUAAGAUGUUCUACUUUGAAGUUCAAAUCCCGAAAGUUGCACCGGGGUGGUGGAAGCACUGGAAUGGGCCCAUUCAAUGGGAGAUCGGUUUCCAAACCCUAUUCCCCAAGAAAAAAAUCACCUACGAUACGAACGGUUCGGUCUCCAAAGGCUGGAAGGUUACGAAAUGGCCAUUCAAACCUAAUAGGCAAGAGGUAGAUCCGGAAGCGGAAAUUGAAUCCACCUACUGUCUUCUGUUACACCCACCAAAAGUCAUCGGAAGUGGUAUCAAUCCGAUUACGGGCACUGUCUUUUUUACAGUCGACGGUAUUGUGCUGCCGGCGACUUUCCAAGUAUCUCAUCAACGAUACUUCCCAUCCUGGACCUUUGACUAUGCCCCGCAAAGGGGGCGUGUAAAUUUUGGGGGAGAUCCUUUUAUUUUCACGAAAGCGAAUGAUCCAGCGUGGUUGUUGGAUGGAAGUGUAGAUAUUGAUAAUAUCUCCCCUAGUCUAAAAUUCACCAAUGACGAGAUGGAUGAAGACGAUAUUUUGAGAUUUGACUCUAGUCUUGAUUUUCGUCAGCCGGAUGAGUAUAACGGGGAGGAUUUUUGA
Molecule: messenger RNA, 5616 nt
Organism: Orbilia oligospora ATCC 24927
Lineage: Eukaryota; Fungi; Ascomycota; Orbiliomycetes; Orbiliales; Orbiliaceae
Exons: 7
Coding region: 1-5616 (1871 amino acids)
Molecular function (GO): protein binding
Source: RefSeq, a predicted model, not a curated record